Anguilla rostrata (American eel) is the source of this 2081-nucleotide messenger RNA. Its product is annotated as zinc finger MYND domain-containing protein 19-like. The record is from RefSeq and is a predicted model, not a curated record. The coding region runs from base 239 to 922 and encodes 227 amino acids. Lineage: Eukaryota; Metazoa; Chordata; Actinopteri; Anguilliformes; Anguillidae. The transcript has 6 exons. Gene Ontology annotation, cellular component: cytoplasm; synapse; membrane.
GUCCCCUGCUCCCGACUUCAAUGCCAAUGCGACGGAACCGGAUAUUGACCGGAGCAGGAUAUGUCGGGGGCAGCAGCCUGUGUGUGCAGUAAGACCGGCGGCAACAGCGGGAGGAAGAAGCCUCGGUUUAGCGAAGAAACCGGCAGCACAGUGGAUUUAGGGGGCCGCCCUGACGAGAUAAAAGUUCCUGAUCACUUCAUCGGCUUUCACUUGUUGCCCCUCACCCGUUGUUCUCCAAAUGUCGGAUUUUAAGCUUGGGAUUGUUCGUCUGGGCCGUGUGGCCGGGAAGACGAAAUACACUCUAAUAGAUGAACAGGACAUACCCUUGGUGGAAAACUAUGCCUUUGAGGCACGUAUGGAGGUAGACUCCGAUGGUAAUGGAGCAAAGAUUUUCGCCUAUGCCUUCAAUGUCGGCAAAGGACGCUGGGCCGGCCGACAUCUGCACGAGUUGCUGUGGGAGAAGCACAGAGGCGGCAUUGCUCCCAGUUUUCAAGUGGUCCACAUAAACUCUGUCACUGUCGACAACCGGCUGGACAACCUGCGUCUUGUUCCAGUGGGCUGGAGCCCCAAAUCUGAAGAGCUUUCCAGCAAGCAAAGGGAGCAGUCUCUGUAUUGGCUGGCCAUCCAGCAGGUACCAGCUGACCCCGUGGAGGAGCAGUACAUGGAGCUGAGCCGCACACGCUACUACAAUGCCAACGGGGAGCUGGUGGAGGAGGAGGAGUGCUCCUGUACCUACUACGAGUGCCACUACCCACCAUGCUCGCUCAUUGAGAGACGACUCAGAGAGUUCAACAUCUGUGGCCGAUGCCAGGUGGCACGUUACUGUGGGUCCCAGUGCCAGCAGAGGGACUGGCCAGCCCAUAAAAAGCAGUGCCGCGAGCGAAAGAGAGCCCUGGAGCUGGAGCCGGAGCCGGAUCGAUGAUCUUUGGUCCGGGCCAGGCUGCGGGUGGCAGGACAGAUAGGAGAGAAGACUUUAAAGUUCAAAGCAAGUGGAAGGCAAAAUCACACCUCCCAGAACAAUCCUCUCAGUGUCUGCUGUAAAAACGUCUGACCUGUGGCAUUAUGGGAAAUGUAGUAUUUAUAUGUGUAAAAGGGGGGAGACUCCAUCUCUGCUCUACUAAUACUCAGACAUCCAUCUGAAGAUUUUUGUGUAUGGUGUGAGGGUGCACAAGGGCUGAAACGUCACAUCGGUGGACAAGAUUUAAGAUGACGGCCAGCAAGCAUCCCUUUCUCUUGCCUUCACCCUCCUAUUCAGUAACAUGAUCUGGAAUCCAUGACUUGGACUCAGUCCCCUCCAAAAAAUGUUUGCAUGUCUGGCACGAAUGUUACAGGUCUUGCAGUUACUGUACUGUACCCCCCCCCCUCACCAGGGUGGACCACUGCUGCACACUACUCAUGACUGAAGGAGUGGGGGGGGAGGCUCAAGGUCAGCAGGUGCUCUGAAUGUACUACAGGGCCUCCCUGCUAUAGGUUAUUUUUUCUGAGCUAAAUGGCAGAAUCUACAUGUGUUGGACUUCCUCUGUAUUUCCAUUCAAAAAUGGUAACGUAACCCAAGUCAUUGCAACAGUCAUUCACUAACACUACACAUUACUGUUCAUAUUGUAUAUGUAUUACUUUGUACACACUUGUUUGUUCUGGGUGGCUGCGUAUAUCCAGAAACGAGUAGUUGUCACUUUUACACAAGCCUGCAGGUUCUGCGAAUGGAAUGGAAAUUUAAUGGCAUUGUUUACUGCGACAGCAGCUGCCCUUCUCUGACAGGUGUACGUGCACUAAGUUGUGCAGACACAUCAGCGAAUGCAGCAUCUCGGUCCAAGCACACUCCAGCAUACUGACAGGGAUGGUAAUUGUUUUUAGAAUUAUAAUUAUUUAUCUGGGUGGGUUCAAUGCUGUGCACUGAUUUUGACUUGCCUAUCCAAACUUUUGUCUCUUCUCUGUUGGAGGGAGCAAGAAUGAUUUUGGAGGGUUGGGUAAGGUGGUUUUUUAUUGUUAAAUGGAAAAAUGAAUUCAUAUGUAGUAUAAAUUACUUGCCAGAACAAAAUAAAUGAUGGAAAAAAAUGACAAAAAUAAAAGCGAAUAAAAUA